AUGGGCAUGCCUGAUGCAUUGCAUGCGCCAGCCACUGGUGGCUUGACCCAAAAGACGGGUCUGCAGCACUCGGAAUUUGGAGAGUGCAAAGAGGAUGCGUUCCGGUGGACGUCGCGGUAUGAUGCGGGCCAGCUUGAGAGCUCGGAGGAGGAUACACCGAGCUACCUGACAGUGCUUUCGACGUACCUCGUGUACAUUGUGUUGAUCCUCUUUGGGCACGCUCGCGACUUUAUUGGGCGCCGCUUCUACCCGCAAGAAUUCGCACAUCUGCGUGAGAACAAUGGGUACGCGGCGCUCAAUUCAGACUUUGACAGUUUCUUUACGCGACGCCUCAAGACGCGCAUCGACGACUGUUUCGAGCGGCCUGUGACUGGUGUGUGUGGCCGCACGGUCAUGACGCUCGAGCGGAUUUCGCACGACUACAACCGCUCGUUCCAUCUCACGGGACGCAAGCGCCGUGCACUGAAUAUCAGCGCCUACAACUAUCUCGGCUUUGCUCAGUCGCAUGGCGAGUGUGCCGAUAAUGUUGAUACGGGCAUCGACAUGUACGGCCUGUCGAGUGGUGGAACUCGCCUGGGCGCAGGUAUGCUCGACCUGCAGACGCAGGUCGAGAAGAUGGUGGCCAAGUACCUGGGCCACGAAGACGCCAUGUUGAUUAGCAUGGGCUUUGCGACCAACAGCACGACGAUCCCGGCUAUCGCUGGUCCAGGCACGUUGAUUGUGUCGGAUGAGCUGAAUCACACAUCACUGCGCUCAGGUGUGCGUAUGAGCGGUGCGAGCAUCCGGCCAUUCAAGCAUGGGAGUAUGGAUGCUCUUGAGGCGCUGCUGCGUGAAUGCAUAAGCCAGGGACAGCCACGGACGCACAGGCCAUGGAAAAAGAUCAUUGUGAUCGUCGAGGGGCUGUACUCGAUGGAAGGCACGAUCUUCGAUUUGCCGCGCGUGCUGGAGCUCAAAAAGCGAUACAAAUUUUACCUGUACAUUGAUGAGGCGCACUCGAUCGGCGCGCUUGGACCGAACGGUGGUGGUGUGUGUGACUACUUUGGCAUUGAUCCGAUGCAGAUUGACAUACUCAUGGGCACGUUUACGAAGUCGUUUGGUGCGGUGGGUGGCUAUGUCGCAGGCAAAAAAUCGACGAUCGACGCCAUUCGUCGGCGCAACUACUCCAACGUGUAUGGCGAAACCAUGGCACCGCCUGUGCUGGUCCAGAUCAUGUCGUCUCUUGCGACGAUCAUGAGUAUUGGCAGAUCACCGGAGAACCGGGCCCUGCUGCCGUCCUGGACGCACUUUUCCGAGCAGUUCUUGAUGGGCGUUGAGGGUCGGCACCGUCUGGAGCGCCUCGCAUUCAAUUCCCGCUACCUGAAUCAUGGCUUGCGCAAACUCGGCUUUAUUGUGUGGGGCAACCGCGACAGUCCUGUCGUGCCACUUUUGCUCUUCCAGCCGGGCAAGAUGGUGCUUUUCUCUAACCUGAUGCUUCACCGCGGCCUGGCACUGCCGCCGUCGCAGCGCUGGCAGACGGAAGAUGAUGUAUGGAACAGUGCAACGCUCGAGACAGCGCAGGUCGCAUCCACCGGCCCGCAAGGCGUGCGCCGACGUCCACCGAUCGUCGUGGUGGUCGUUGCAUACCCAGCCACGCCGCUUAUUUCAUCUCGUGUGCGCUUCUGUGUAAGUGCCGCGCAUACCAAGCAAGACAUUGACGACGUGCUCGUGGCAUGCGACGAAAUCGGCUCGCUCCUGGCGCUCAAGUAUGCCAACGGCGGCCCUGGCGGACGGUGGCACAUUGACAAGGUGUUGUCUCAUUCCGCGGAGCUCGUGGCAUGGAAUGGUGUAAAUCCCCUCCCUGAGCCAUAG
Malassezia restricta is the source of this 1848-nucleotide messenger RNA. RefSeq names its product serine palmitoyltransferase. Gene Ontology annotation, cellular component: serine palmitoyltransferase complex. Gene Ontology annotation, biological process: sphingosine biosynthetic process; ceramide biosynthetic process. Bases 1 to 1848 code for a protein of 615 amino acids. Lineage: Eukaryota; Fungi; Basidiomycota; Malasseziomycetes; Malasseziales; Malasseziaceae. Gene Ontology annotation, molecular function: pyridoxal phosphate binding; serine C-palmitoyltransferase activity. The transcript has a single exon. The record is from RefSeq and is a predicted model, not a curated record.